AUGACAACCCCUGACCCGAUUCAAGAGCACUGCUACUCAAGAGUGACAGCAAUAAUCUUUACAACAAAAUUUACUUCGACUGAGAUCAUAUGGAUGUGGUUCAUAUCCACCAGUGUUUGUCUAGUGCCCAAGCUCUGUCGAAGUCCUGGUGACGUAGCUAUUCCGGUGACGCGCAAUUUUA
This is a messenger RNA of Plasmopara halstedii, 181 nucleotides long. RefSeq lists its product as uncharacterized. NCBI's taxonomy places the organism in Eukaryota, Oomycota, Peronosporomycetes, Peronosporales, Peronosporaceae. The transcript has a single exon. The record is from RefSeq and is a predicted model, not a curated record. The annotation marks the transcript as partial.